AUGGCCAUGGGGUUUGACAUGAAUGCUGCGUGGCGCAGAUGGUGCAGCAGAAUGCAGCGCUCACCUUCACCAAACAUCAGAGAAGGACACUCUCCACGUCCCCCAACGGGAAGAAAGCGAAGCUCGACGUACCAGCCCGAUGGCUCUACUCCUCACACGCUCCCCCCUCGUCGCAGCGCAACUUACUCGGCGGGCGAUCGUGCUGCGAAGAGAAAUGAGGCGUUCCAUCCAUCCCAUCAUCCUCUCAAGUACCUCCCGACGCUCAAGCUCGACACCAAGCGUGUAACGGGACCUGUAACCUUCCUCAACCCUACGAGUGCACUUUUCCAGCCCACUUCCAACCUUUCAAGGCAUGCAGAAACCUCUGCUGAGCGCCAUCGACAAGACCGAGACCAACAGCCAGUAUCCGCCAUUUCUUUCAGAUGGACCUCUCGAAACAACCGUAAAGGCAGACACGCCCUAGCCAUCAACUCAGCCGUCUCCCCUGCUGAGGCUAAGUAUCUGGCUCCACCCAUUACCGCCUCGCUGCGAGAAAUCGCCCGUGGAAUCUGGCGCAUGUUCACCUGGUUUCCAGUCUGGGACAUUUCAUAUGAUGUAGCAACGAUAUUCACACUUGGAAGCGUCGUCUGGGUUAUUAAUGCAUUCUUCGUCUGGUUACCAUUAGUUUGGCCGGAAACUGAGUUCAAGGGUGAAGAGUUGUAUGGCGGAGGCAUUACGGCCUUUAUCGGAGCCACCAUCUUCGAAUUCGGCUCUUUCCUACUGAUGGUCGAGGCGGUCAAUGAGAAUAGGACCGGGUGCUUCGGCUGGGCCGUAGAGCGGGCCUUUUCCCAUGAUUCCGAAAAGGGCGCUUCGGCUUUUCGGCUGCGACCUUCAAAGUCUGCUUGCACGCACCAUCACUUGAACAAACGCAAUCUUGUCGGAAAAAGUUGCAACUCACCUAAUAAGACAUCUUCGUCGCCUUCAUCACCAUCAACGUCCCCUCCUGCCUCGACUUGUAGUUCACAUUCGCAAUCUUGGAUCUGGUUCCCCUCUACGGAAGAUCUUCGUACACACUACAUUCACGAUCUUGGCUUUCUGGCUUCCCUCUCCCAGCUUUGCGGGGCCACUAUUUUCUGGGUCUCUGGCUUCACCGCCCUUCCAGGAAUAUAUGACCGUAUGUCCCGCGUGAUCACCAUCAUAUUCUUUUGGACACCUCAGGUCCUCGGCGGCUCCGGUUUCAUUAUAUCCGGCACAUUAUUCAUGCUAGAGACGCAGUCGCACUGGUACAAGCCUGCUUUCAAAACGCUUGGUUGGUGGAUAGGAGCCUGGAAUCUGAUAGGAGGUAUCGGAUUCACACUUUGCCCUGCUUUUGGAUAUGACAGAGCCAGUUGGGCCCAAUACCAGGCGUGCCUGAGCACUUUCUGGGGUAGUUGGGCAUUCUUGAUUGGAAGUACCAUUCAAUGGUAUGAAGCAUUAGACAAGCAUCCAGUAGAGGUUGACAAGAUGCUUAACGAUGACAGUCAGGAGACAGACCAAGAGGUAGAUAAUGGAAGGUAG
This is a messenger RNA of Lindgomyces ingoldianus, 1536 nucleotides long. RefSeq lists its product as uncharacterized. The coding region runs from base 1 to 1536 and encodes 511 amino acids. The record is from RefSeq and is a predicted model, not a curated record. Lineage: Eukaryota; Fungi; Ascomycota; Dothideomycetes; Pleosporales; Lindgomycetaceae. The transcript has 2 exons.